AUGGCUUCAUCUAAUUCUAAUGCGGUAGAAGCAACAGCUGAAGAGAGAAGAAGGACUACCGCUACUGCGCCUAUUUCAAUAGAUUUGUACUCCCUUUCCGGGAAUGCUAGCAAUGAGUCUUCAAAGAACCCAGUACCCAACCAUGGAAUCUCCCAACAGCACAACAAAGGAGUAAUCAAAAAGGAGUCGCUACCUAGCUCAGAAACGCUGCCCGAAAGAGUUCAUUGGCUGAGGCGUAACACCGGCCUCUUCCUUUUCAAUCAGAGGUUCCCAUCCCACUGCCUAAAAGAAGAAGGCCAGUUAGCCGCAAAGUCGUCAGAAAAGAAAGAAUCAGAAUCGAGCUCAGCUUACGGGAACAAUGAGUUCACUGCUAUUGUGGCGCCUUCCUCUUAUUCUUGA
Molecule: messenger RNA, 399 nt
Organism: Striga asiatica
Lineage: Eukaryota; Viridiplantae; Streptophyta; Magnoliopsida; Lamiales; Orobanchaceae
Source: the annotation of a GenBank genome assembly